UAUAAUUGACGUUGAGAGCUGUCGGUUAGUUUGCAAUGGCUGAAGUUGAUGAUGGCGGGGUGACAGCUAAUGAUGCUAGUAAUCCAACAACAUCAGCCGGAGGAGACACAACUAGUGAAAAUGGCCACAUACCUGCAGCUGAAGAGAGCGAAGGAGGCUACCUGAAAGUUAAUGUAGUUGGCGUUUUGGGACCUCGUCCUCCUUCUUCUCAGUCUAACCCCAACCCUGCCCAGCAGGGAGGGAUCAGGCCAAGGCCUCCAGUCCCACUGCCCAAGCCGAGACCGUACGAACUCCCGGGUCCCAGAACCACUGAGCCGGAGUAUACGUACUUGGACCCUCAACCCUCGCGACGUAGGGAUGCAGGUCGACAGGCACCACCAGAUGAGGUUACGCCUCUUGUCCCCCCACGGGGUGAACCAGUCCAGCCAGAACUAUAUGACCUUCAGAAUGCCGUGUGUGCUUGUCUUGGAAUUGGACGCCGCUACUCUGGGGUGUGUAUUUUUCUUUCGUUUCUGUUCUUUGCUGGUGGAAUCAUCAUCAUUGGAGUUGUAGUUGCAAGUUUGGCACGAGUGCCAGAGGGCACAACAAAUGCCAGGAUUGUGGGGAAUCUUUUGUCUGGUGUGAUAUUCAUACUCAUGAGCUCGUUCAGGCUACUUGCUAAGCUUUGCAACCGAGUCGGUGACAGGAGGAGAAAGAAGUGGCUGUUUGGAGGCCUGAUUAUGUAUGCCUGGUUUGUGUCGCUUGGCUAUGCUGCAACAGUGGGUAUCCUAGCGUCUACUGCUGACUAUUGCUUCUACUGCCCAAGCACCGACAGCUCAAGCUACUUUGUAAACAGAAUGACAUUUUGGGUUCUGGUGGGAAUGCUGCUUGUACCGGGCGCCCUUUCCUCCACUGUGAUCAUAUUUUUUGCAUGGUUGAAUUAAUUAUUGACGACGAACUUGGUUGUAAACGUAAACGCGCAUGCGCAUGAAUAAGUAGCUAGCUCUGCUCCGUGCUCCCCGUGUGUGGGUCUGGGUUGAGGAUGGCUGAAGAGAGAGCGCCAUUGCUGGCUGUUAACCUCACGGCACCCGAGUCGAGCGGCGAGUACAGUUCUACCAAACUAGUGGCCGAUGGCGGGCUGAAUUAUGGUCAACGCAGCACCAGGCUCAGGAAACGUGGUAGAGUGGGAGUGUUGGAGCAACAGGAGAAGGACCCCGAGAGGGCACGGAGAAGUUUCUGCCGCUCUUGGUGUGAAAUGUGGUUCUAUAUAGCCAGAUCAAGAGUAACUUGCUCAGUGUGUACUACAACCUUAUGGGUGUUUGGAGCUGUGUUGAUAUUGGUGACAGUUUUCAGUGGACUAGAUAAGUGUCCAUCACUAACCGGAGCAUCAGUGUUCUGUUACUUGAUGGGGAUUCUGUCCCUCUGCCUUGGUCUCCUCUGCUGCUGCUACCACUGGAUCAGGAGUGACGAAGACUUGCCCCACGCGCUGUUCUGCGUAGCUUACUGCCUACUACUGCUGUUCAUAUUCACCAGCGUUGCAGGAACAACUUCUGUCUUUACUCACUACAGCACACUCAGCAACGGAUCAGACUAUGAUAUUCACACUCAUAAGGAUGUUCCGUGUGGAUUUACUCACUUACCAGUUGGUGUGAUGGUCAUUUCGUUUGUCCUGGGCGCCUUUUUUCUUGUGAUGUCCUAUGUUGCGUGUGUUUUAGCUCUUGGAGCUACCAGUGACAUCAAAUGGUAAUCUUUAUCAGUUUCCCAUGAAGCAAACAAC
This is a messenger RNA of Geodia barretti, 1756 nucleotides long. The record is from the annotation of a GenBank genome assembly. NCBI's taxonomy places the organism in Eukaryota, Metazoa, Porifera, Demospongiae, Tetractinellida, Geodiidae.